Molecule: messenger RNA, 1256 nt
Organism: Rhizophagus irregularis DAOM 181602=DAOM 197198
Lineage: Eukaryota; Fungi; Glomeromycota; Glomeromycetes; Glomerales; Glomeraceae
Biological process (GO): thiamine pyrophosphate transmembrane transport
Cellular component (GO): mitochondrial inner membrane
Molecular function (GO): thiamine transmembrane transporter activity
Source: RefSeq, a predicted model, not a curated record
CUUACACGUGGUCUUAAAUUGUCUCUGUAAUGUACAUCAAAACGUAGAUGAAAAAAUUUCUCCCUCCGUACAUAUGAGCCAAGGUUAUGAACAUAAACCUCAAAAUCAGUCGCCGAUAGCCGAACAGGCUGUUGCUGCUUCACAACUUUCUUCGAUAGAAAUUGGUAUUUGUGGAGCAGUUGCGGGAAUGGUUUCAAGAUUCGUUGCUUCUCCAUUAGACGUUGUUAAAAUUCGAUUACAACUUCAACCGGGAAGACCAAUCAAUCCUCUAUCGUCGAGACAUCAUAAUUCUGGCACACUAAAAAAAUACAACGGGAUGUCACAUGCAAUUAAAUUAAUUAUUCGAGAAGAAGGCAUUCGAGGAUUAUGGAAUGGUAAUCUUUCCGCAGAAUAUUUAUAUCUAUCAUACGGCGCUGUUCAAUUUUUAACUUAUCAUCAGAUGCAAAAUCUUUUCAAACGCAUUGAUUCAAAUCAAAAUGAGAAAUUUGGUAUUAAUAAAACAUUACAACCAUUUUUGAGUGGAGCCAUAAGUGGAAGUACUGCAACUAUUGUUACAUAUCCUUUUGAUUUAUUGAGGACACGUUUUGCUGCGCAAGGUGAAAAGAGGAUUUAUAUAGGAUUAAGGAAUGCAGUACAGCAAAUUUAUGUGCAAGAAGGAUAUCGCGGGUUCUAUCGAGGAGUUACUGCGUCUGUUGUACAAAUCAUUCCUUACAUGGGAUUAGUGUUUGGAAGUUAUGAAUUCUUAAAAAAAUUAUUCAGGAAGUUAGAGGAUAAGCAUAUUUGGUUUCAUAAUUUAAGAGCUACAGAGGAUUUAUUAAGCGGAGCAAUUGCAGGAAUAGUGAGUAAAGCCGGCGUAUUUCCACUCGAUUUAGUAAGGAAAAGAUUACAAGUGCAAGGCCCAAAUAGAAAAGAUUAUUUUAUAUCAAAUGUACCAUUAUAUUCGAGUUCAAUAUUUAUAUGCAUAAAACAAAUAUUAAGAAGUGAUGGAAUUUUCGGUUUAUAUAAGGGCCUUAUGCCAGCUUUAAUUAAAUCUGCUCCUGUAAGUGCUGUAACAUUUUUUGUCUACGGAUACACUAAAAGGCUGUUAGAAAAAUUACAUUCAUCAAGGGAUAAAUAAUAAUUUAAUUUAUUGAAUUUUGAUUAAUAAUUAUUAUAAAAGUAUCUUUAAUAAAAUAGUAUUCUAAAGAUCUCGAUCAAAAAACCAAAAUCAUAAUACUAUUAAAUUAUUUUUUUUAAUUUGAUAUAUGAAGUACUAA